CUUACUCGAGUGACGCAGCGUUUGUAACCGUCUUCGUACAAAUCUUGGCCAUCUCCUUGGAUCCUUGGAGCGUCAGGGACUCGACGCUUAAACGUCUGAUCAGCUCAGAAUUUAGGGUUUGUUCAUCCUGGGAAUGAAGAAAAAUGUCUCGCCAAAUGACGACCUCCGCUUUUCACAACUCCAAAACCCUCGACAAUAAAUAUAUGCUUGGAGAUGAGAUAGGGAAAGGUGCUUAUGGAAGAGUAUACAAGGGUUUGGAUUUGCAAAAUGGGGACUUUGUUGCAAUCAAGCAAGUCUCUCUCUCGAACAUUGCUCAGGAGGACUUAAACACUAUUAUGCAAGAGAUUGAUUUGCUCAAGAAUUUAAAUCACAAAAAUAUUGUGAAAUAUCUUGGAUCUUUGAAGACAAAGACUCAUCUUCAUAUAAUUCUUGAGUACGUGGAGAAUGGGUCACUAGCUAAUAUUAUCAAGCCAAAUAAAUUUGGCCCUUUUCCGGAGUCCUUGGUGGCCGUAUACAUAGCUCAGGUACUUGAAGGUCUGGUGUAUCUACACGAACAAGGUGUUAUUCAUCGAGAUAUCAAAGGGGCAAAUAUUUUGACUACAAAAGAAGGACUUGUGAAACUUGCAGAUUUCGGGGUUGCAACAAAACUAACUGAGGCAGAUGUGAAUACACAUUCAGUUGUUGGAACACCGUACUGGAUGGCCCCUGAGGUAUUGCUUAGGGAAAUGGUUCACAUUGCUAUUGAUGGCAUGUGGCAGAUUUUCAAGCUUCAGAGGUCCACCUCCAGAAAUGACUUUUGUCGUAUUGCUGCCAAGAAUGGGAUAUUACUUAGACUUAUCAAUACUCUUUAUAGCUUGAAUGAGGCAACUCGUCUGGCUUCCAUAGCUAGUGGAUCUGGGUUUCCUGCAGAUGGUCUAGCACCACGACCACGAUCUGGUCCUCUUGAUUCCAGCAGCCCCUCCUUUGUGCAGACAGAUACACCAUUUUAUGGAAUUGACCAGCCCGAUCAUCUUAAAAUAAAACAAGGAGACCAUGUAUCACUACCAGGGGUGCAAGAACCUUCACAAACAUCAGUCUCACAUUCUCCUGAUUCACGAUUCUUUGCUCCAGAUGCUGAUAGACCUCAGUCAAGUAUGGUUAAUGUGGAGGCUUCUGGUACUUCAAAAUUACUGGAUCCUGCAGGUUUGGACAAAGGAACCAAUGCUGCAUCAAAGAGAGAGUCUCGAGCUGAUGUUGAACUGAAACAGCAAAGAGGUUCAAAUGCAGGAAGUAUAGCAUCGUCAGAUAGGCCCCCUAAAUUUGUGGAAGGGGCAUCAAAUGGAUUUUCUUCUGCUACUCAGCAAGAAAAUGUUCGACCCCUUCUCAGUUUGUUGGAUAAGGAACCUCCAUCGCGCCAUUUCUCUGGUCAGCUUGAGUAUGUACGUCAUCUUACUGGGUUGGAGAAACCUGAAACUAUACUACCACUUUUACAUGCAUCAGGUGACAAGAAAACAAAUGGGCUGGACUUUUUGAUGGCUGAAUUUGCAGAGGUAUCUGGACGAGGGAGGGAAAACUCUAAUAUGGACUCAUUACCUAGAACUUCACCGAAAACAACAAACAUGAAGUUAGGAUCCCUGACAUCUAAUGGAGGAAUUGCUUCCACAUCUGGACUUGCAUCUCAGACUGCAUCAGGUGUGCUGUCUGGUUCUGGAGUUUUAAAUGCUAGGCCAGGAAGUGCAACUUCAUCUGGGUUACUUUCCCACAUGGUAUCAUCUUGGAAUGUUGAUGUUGCUCGGGAAUAUUUGGAAAAGUUGGCAGACCUUCUACUUGAGUUUGCUGCAGCUGACACAACUGUAAAAUCUUACAUGUGUAGCCAAAGUUUACUUACUCGUCUUUUCCAGAUGUUCAAUAAGAUAGAGCCUCCAAUUCUUUUAAAGUUGUUGAAGUGUCUUCAUCAUCUGUCCACUGAUCCUCAUUGCUUAGAAAAUCUUCAACGAGCGGAUGCAAUAAAGUAUUUGAUCCCUAACCUCGAUCUCAAAGAGGGUGCCCUCGUAUCCCAAAUACAUCAUGAGGUUCUCCAUGCACUAUUCAAUUUGUGCAAGAUUAACAAGCGGAGACAGGAACAAGCAGCAGAAAAUGGAAUUAUUCCACACUUGAUGCAAUUUAUCAUGUCAGAUUCUCCAUUAAAACAAUAUGCACUACCUCUGCUAUGUGAUAUGGCCCAUGCAUCACGUAAUUCAAGGGAGCAAUUAAGGGCUCAUGGAGGUCUGGAUGUGUACCUGAGCCUUCUUGAAGAUGAGUUUUGGUCCGGGACGGCGUUAGAUUCAAUAGCUGUGUGCUUGGCACAUGACAAUGAGAACAAAAAAGUAGAGCAAGCUUUGUUGAAAAAGGAUGCCAUACAGAAACUGGUUAAGUUCUUCCAGUGCUGUCCAGAGCAGCACUUCUUGCACAUACUGGAGCCUUUCUUGAAAAUUAUAACGUAUGUGGUUUUGUUAAUUCCCUUCGAUCGAAAAUACUCAUAUGACUUAGACAUAAUCAGCUUGCCCUUGGUACUUCACUCCGCCAAUCGCUAG
Olea europaea var. sylvestris is the source of this 2552-nucleotide messenger RNA. Its product is annotated as MAP3K epsilon protein kinase 1-like. The transcript has 12 exons. Gene Ontology annotation, molecular function: protein kinase activity; ATP binding. Gene Ontology annotation, biological process: protein phosphorylation. The record is from RefSeq and is a predicted model, not a curated record. The coding region runs from base 144 to 2552 and encodes 802 amino acids. Lineage: Eukaryota; Viridiplantae; Streptophyta; Magnoliopsida; Lamiales; Oleaceae.